AUGGCCGCCCGAACCAGUGCAUUGAGGUCCUUGGCGAGGGCAUGUGGCGCUGUCAGGAGGAUCCACUCCUCUCGAGUGCUGGCGGACCAAGCGAAGAUCCGUGCUCCCAUCGCGGAUGCGCUGAAAGUCCGGCAGCCUCAGGCGAUGUCGGUCCCCAAGGAUAUGGCGCAAUUCGAUGACGCCGACAUGGCCAUUCUACACAACCUUGGCAUCGAGACCGACGCUGUGAUCCACAAUGCACGCCCUGGGACCUUGUACGACGAGGCACUUCGCUAUGAGAAGGGCUCUGCCAUCCUCUCAACAGGCGCAUUGGCGGCCUACAGUGGGGCCAAGACAGGGCGUUCGCCCAUGGACAAGCGAGUGGUGGAGGAAGAUACAACGAUCGAUGACGUGUGGUGGGGCACGGUGAACAUGGGACUCUCAGAGAAGAGCUUUAGUAUCAACCGGGAGCGAGCCAUCGACUACCUGAACACACGCCCCAGGCUGUAUGUGCUGGAUGGUUUCGCUGGAUGGGACCCUGAGUACCGCUACAAGAUCCGGGUGAUUACCAGCCGAGCCUACCACGCCCUCUUCAUGCACAACAUGUUGAUCCGCCCGACCGAAGAGGAGCUCGCAAACUUCGGGGAGCCGGACUACACCAUCUACAACGCAGGUGCCUUCCCGGCCAACCGGGCCACCGAUGGCAUGACAAGCGGCACAUCGGUGUCUUUGAACUUCAAGGCGAAGGAGGUGGUCAUUCUGGGCUCGCAAUAUGCUGGCGAGAUGAAGAAAGGCGUUUUCACCAUCAUGAACUACCUCUUGCCGAAGCAGGGCAUCCUCAGCAUGCACGCCAGCGCCAACGAGGGCCAGGAUGGGGACGUCACGGUUUUCUUCGGACUCAGCGGCACGGGAAAGACCACGCUGUCAGCAGAUGAGAAUCGCAAGCUCAUCGGCGAUGAUGAGCACGCCUGGACUGACAAGGGCGUUUUCAACAUCGAGGGCGGCUGCUACGCGAAAGCGAUUGGCUUGACGCGGGAGAAGGAACCCGAGAUUUGGGAUGCCAUCCGCUUCGGCGCACUUUUGGAGAAUGUGGUCUUCGACACACGCACUGGUGAAGUGGACUACGAUGACAACAGCAUCACCGAGAACACCCGGGUUUCGUACCCUUUGGAGUACAUCCCGAAUGUGAAGAUUCCUGCCGUAGGCGGACAUCCGAAGAAUAUUAUCAUGCUCACCUGCGAUGCCUUUGGUGUGCUUCCGCCCGUCUCCAAGCUCACACCUGCACAAGCCAUGUAUCACUUCAUCUCAGGCUACACAGCCAAGGUGGCUGGAACUGAGAUGGGCGUGAGUGAGCCGACCGCGACCUUCUCCGCCUGCUUUGGUGCUCCCUUCAUGGUGUGGCACCCGGCCAAGUAUGCUGAACUCCUGGCAGACAAGAUGGCCAAGCACAACGUGAAUGCCUGGCUGAUCAACACCGGCUGGACUGGGGGUGCCUUCGGUGCAGGCCACCGCAUGAGCCUCAAGGACACGCGCGCCAUCAUCGAUGCCAUCCACUCCGGCGACUUGGCCAAGGCGGAGUAUGAGAACUUCCCCAGGUUCAAUCUGAAAGUGCCCAAGAGCUGCCCCAAUGUGGAUUCCCAGAUCUUGAUGCCCAAUAAGACAUGGACCGACCAGACGGAAUUCGAGCGAAUGUCCACCAAGCUCUCCGCACUCUUCAAGGACAACUUCGAGAAGUUCAAGGACGGCUGCUCCGAGGACAUCAAAGCAGCCGCUCCGGAGUAG
Molecule: messenger RNA, 1761 nt
Organism: Durusdinium trenchii
Lineage: Eukaryota; Dinophyceae; Suessiales; Symbiodiniaceae
Source: the annotation of a GenBank genome assembly